Molecule: messenger RNA, 718 nt
Organism: Cucumis sativus (cucumber)
Lineage: Eukaryota; Viridiplantae; Streptophyta; Magnoliopsida; Cucurbitales; Cucurbitaceae
Exons: 3
Coding region: 158-718 (186 amino acids)
Source: RefSeq, a predicted model, not a curated record
AAAUACAAAGUUCGGCCACUUUUUGGAUCUUAAUAUAGUCUUUAAUGGGCCGCUCAUCCACUACUUAUUGUUAAGGGAGGUGGAAGAUGAAAGGGUUGAUCAUAUCAGUUUCAAGAUAGGGGAAGUUGUGUGCAGUUUUGGUAGGAGAGAAUUUAAUAUGAUGACGGGUCUAUGGAGUUCUCAACCAGAGCCUAUUGAAUUGGUUGGGAAUAGUAGGUUGUUGGAGAAGUUCUUCGAACAAAAAAAGUGUAUUUAUAUAAGUGACUUAGAGGACACAUUUGUGGAAUACGAGGGGGAUGACGAUGACGAUGACAUAGUUAAAUUAGCUCUAGUGUACUUUAUAGAGCUGUCAUUGUUAGGAAAAGAUAGGCGGACGAAAGUGGACCGAACUUUAUUUAGGAUUGCAGAUGAUUGGACCACAUUUAACAAUUACAAUUGGGGAGGGUUGGUUUUUGGACGUACACUUUCUGCCUUAAAACGAGCCUUGGACAUGCAACAUGCCAAGGGAAAGAAUAAAUCAACUAAGACAAAAUAUACUGUCAUGGGAUUUCCGCAGGCGUUACAGGUUUGGGCAUAUGAGUCUAUACCAACCAUCACUGAAUGUGGUGUACAUAAAGUAAGCAACGAUGCAAUACCACGAAUGCUGAGGUGGGUGUGCGAACUAUCGCCGAAGUCUCAUGUCCUACAGAGCAGGUGUUUGACUCACCAAUGUUCUUAA